AUGCAACGACCAAGUUGCAUCCUCAUCUUUCAAAAGGGCUUGCCAACUGAGCACGAGCUAUACCGGGAGCUAGCCAUAACUCCAAGUCAAACCUUGGCACAAGUGUUCGCGACAGCAAAACGCUACGCACUUUGGGACGAUGAUCGUAUCGCCGCAAAGAAAGCUAGCAAGCAAGUUGACCACCCGACGAAGCAGGCAAGCCAAAAGAGCAACAAGUUCGAGCAAAAAACCCGAGAUAAGCGCAGAUCGCGGCCCCAAGAGGGAAGCUUAGAAACAGGGACCUUCACUGAGUUCGCUAUCCCAAUCCACCAGAUCCUAGCUCAAGUGAAGGAUAAGCCGUGGGUGAGGAGACCACCACCCAUGAAGGGAGACCCCUCUAAAAGAGACACCAGUAAAUACUACGCAUUCCACGGGGAGCACGGUCAUUACACCAACAACUGCAACGCUUAG
Molecule: messenger RNA, 450 nt
Organism: Prunus armeniaca (apricot)
Lineage: Eukaryota; Viridiplantae; Streptophyta; Magnoliopsida; Rosales; Rosaceae
Source: the annotation of a GenBank genome assembly